AUGAACAACAUAUAUACCGAUUUUCCUUUUGCUACAACCUGUACUAUGUCAGUGAAGAUAACCGAAAAAUCACAAGUACAGGACUUGAUACUCGAUAAAUACGACUAUUUCCUUUUUGAUUGCGAUGGGGUGUUGUGGUUAGGUGAUCAUUUGCUUCCCUCCAUUGGUGAAACUUUAGAAUACCUCAAACAACAAAACAAAACCGUGAUAUUUGUCACCAACAACUCAACUAAAUCACGUCGUGACUAUUUAUCUAAAUUUGAAAAGAUGGGGAUUUCCAAUAUCACUAAACUGGAGAUUUUUGGAUCAUCUUUCGCAUCAGCAGUUUAUGUGGAUAAGAUUUUGAAAUUACCAAAAGAUAAGAAAGUUUGGGUCUUGGGUGAAGAAGGAAUUGAAAAAGAGUUGCAUGAAUUGGGAUAUAGCACAGCCGGAGGUACGGAUCCGGAAUUAGUUAAAGAUGGAGUUAAGUUUGAUCCAAAUACAAACUUGUUUGAUAAUUUAGAUCCUGACGUUGGUUGUGUUGUUUGCGGAUUGACAUUCAACUUCAAUUACUUGAAAUUGUCCCUCACCAUGCAAUAUUUACUCAAGGACGACAAAAGCAUCCCAUUUAUUGCAACCAAUAUUGACUCUACAUUCCCCAUGAAGGGUAAGUUAUUAAUUGGUGCAGGAUCGAUAAUUGAAACCGUAGCAUACGCAAGUGGAAGACAACCGGAUGCUGUAUGUGGAAAACCUAAUCAAAGUAUGAUGAAUUCAAUCAAAGCACAGUUGCCUGGGUUGGAAAAGAACCCCAAAAGAGGAUUAAUGAUUGGUGAUAGAUUGAAUACGGAUAUGAAAUUUGGAAGAGAUGGUGGAUUGGAUACUAUGUUGGUAUUAACGGGUAUUGAAACAGAGAAUAAUGUAAAACAAUUAUCCAAAGAAGAUGCACCAACCUAUUAUAUUGAAAAAUUGGGAGACGUGUAUGAAUUUACUCAUUAG
This is a messenger RNA of Lodderomyces orthopsilosis Co 90-125, 975 nucleotides long. It is a transcript of the gene PHO15, whose product is annotated as 4-nitrophenylphosphatase. Gene Ontology annotation, molecular function: phosphoglycolate phosphatase activity; alkaline phosphatase activity. The coding region runs from base 1 to 975 and encodes 324 amino acids. The record is from RefSeq and is a predicted model, not a curated record. Lineage: Eukaryota; Fungi; Ascomycota; Pichiomycetes; Serinales; Debaryomycetaceae. The transcript has a single exon.